UUGCAAUCCCGGUAGAAAACAGUACUCGUAAUAUAGAAAAAUCUAGAGCCCUAGCACUAGUAGCCGCAAUAAUAAUUGAAAAAUAAUGUUGGGGAAAAAGAGGAAUAGAUAGCUCAUGGAUUUGAUUAAUAAGUUUUCAACAACUUCGGUACUUUAUGUCGUCAAUAAAUUCCAUCUUUACUUAGCCUCUUUCUCAUUGGCAAUACUGAAAUUGCAUAUAAAUCCAAAAGGCAACCAGUCAAGUGUUUAUAAACAAGUAUAGUAGAGCUAUUAGUAAAGCCCUAGGAGGACCGUGCUAAUGUUGUGUUCUAUUUUGAAAGAGAAAAGAAUCUCAAUGCUCCUGUCUAAAUCCUGUCACCACUAUAUGCUUGGAUUGUGGUAACUGAUUUUAUUAACCCAGAUCUCAGUAAGAUGAAACAUCAACAGAGUUUCAGAAUCAUUUAUCAUGGCAAAGGCUUUUCCUCUGAAUGGUGAGAACUGCACCCUUACUAACGGUGCAAACGUCGUUGGUGAUAGCAGUGGUGAGAAGCUGCAGGCUAUUAGCAAGGAGAUCAAUAACGUGCACCUUCUUCACUGUGACAACGUUAAAAUGGUUAGGAAGAGGACGGCGUCUGACAUGGAAAUCCAGACCGGUGCCGGCGAAGAGCAUAGAUAUCUACGCCGGCCUGCUACGAUAGGCGGGUCUCACUCUCAGAUUGGUGAUUUAAGGGUUUGCGGCAAUAGUAAUUUUGGUCAUAAUAUGAACAGUAAUCCAACGACGACGACCACCCACGUUUCCAACUACUCCACUAUGCAAAUGUUACCUUCUUCCACGAGUUUGUGUGGUGUGACGUCAAGAGGAGGGCCUGGGCUUGAUACCGGCUUUUCUAAUUCUACCCCAAACCUAACUUGCACAGACGCCAUAACAUCGCAUCAUCAGUCUCAAGGUCCUCAAACCCAGAACAACAACUAUCAAUCCCCAUCUGUUUGUGUUUUCUCCGGUUUGCCCCUUUUUCCUCCGGAUAGAAAUCUCCAAAACAGCGGUUUACAACUCCAGCAACCUGCAGCAGCAGUUGUAUCUUCACCCCUUACAACUGGAAGAAUCGACCCCAUGGAGGAUAGCACGUCGGCAACGGCAUGGAUUGACAGUAUUAUAAAGGAUUUAAUCAACAGCUCCGCUCAAGUAUCUGUGCCCCAACUCAUCCAGAACGUGAGGGAGAUAAUCCACCCUUGCAAUCCAUAUCUCGCAUCCCUCCUGGAGUACAGGCUUCGCUCUCUUACAAGUAAUAAUAAUGGUGGCGCUGAUCAAAAUGACCCCAUGGAGUGCUGGAGAAGAAAAGAACCGCUGCCACAGCUAGCGAGCUUACAACAGGCCCAAAACAAUGCCAAUUUAUUGCAGCACAAUAUUUUGUCCCUUCCUGAUUCUUCAAAUAAUCAAUACUUAAACUGGGAAAUAGCUUUGCCAGCCAGCCACAAUGCUCCGGUGGCGCCCUCUCUGAACCAGCACCAACACCUUGGUGGCAAUAAUCCCACUGCAACAGAUCUUUCAUUUGUUACGUCUCCCAUCCUUUCUCCUCAAGUGCAGCAACAGCAACAACAACAACAAGAAUCUCCUCAUUCUCAACAACAGGCAGCCGCAGUAGACUUAGAACAACAACAGAAGCAACAACAAUCUUCUAGUUCUCUAUCUCCUAAGUCGGUGGCUGACAAUAGUGCCAAAACAAAAACUUCAACACCAGCUCCACCACCCCCGAUCAACACGUACCGAGAGAAAAAGGAAGAAGAGCGACAACAGAAGAGGGAUGAAGAAGGAUUGCACAUUUUAACCUUGCUAUUGCAAUGUGCAGAAGCGGUAUCCGCUGAUAAUCUAGAAGAGGCAAAUAAAAUGCUAUUAGAAGUAUCCGAACUCUCCACACCGUUUGGCACAUCUGCACAGCGUGUCGCUGCAUAUUUCUCAGAAGCCAUGUCAGCUAGGCUGUUGAAUUCAUGCUUGGGAAUAUACGCAGCGCUACCAAUGACCAGCGUCCCCAUGGUUUACACCCAAAAACUGGCAUCCGCUUUCCAGGUUUUUAAUGGGAUCAGCCCCUUCAUUAAAUUCUCCCAUUUCACAGCCAAUCAAGCUAUACAAGAAGCUUUUGAGAGAGAAGACAGGGUGCAUAUCAUAGACCUUGAUAUAAUGCAAGGUCUUCAAUGGCCCGGUCUUUUCCACAUCUUGGCUUCCAGGCCCGGUGGGCCUCCUUUUGUUCGACUCACCGGGCUUGGAACCUCCGUGGAUGCUCUUGAAGCCACAGGCAAACGACUAUCCGAUUUUGCCGAGAGAUUAGGCCUUCCUUUUGAGUUUUUACCAGUCGCUGACAAAGUUGGAAACUUAGACCCUGAGAAAUUGAAUGUGAGCAAGAGAGAAGCCGUUGCAGUUCAUUGGUUGCAACAUUCGCUUUAUGAUGUCACUGGCAGCGACUCUAAUACACUCUCCCUCUUGCAAAGGUUGGCUCCAAAGGUGGUGACUGUUGUGGAGCAGGACCUGAGCCACGCGGGUUCAUUCCUGGGGAGGUUUGUGGAGGCAAUACAUUACUACUCGGCUCUAUUUGACUCACUUGGUGCGUGCUACGGGGAGGAGAGUGAAGAAAGACACGUCGUGGAGCAACAACUAUUAUCGAAGGAGAUACGUAAUGUGCUAGCCGUAGGUGGUCCAUCAAGGAGCGGGGAGGUGAAGUUCAACAACUGGAGGGAGAAGCUUCAACAGUCUGGGUUUAGAUGCUUAUCUCUUGCUGGUAAUGCUGCUGCACAAGCUACUCUUUUACUCGGAAUGUUCCCGUCUCAUGGAUACACUUUGGUUGAGGAUAAUGGAACUCUCAAACUUGGCUGGAAAGAUCUUUGUUUGUUUACUGCUUCUGCAUGGAGGCCUAAUUCCUUGCAUGCUGCAACAGGUUCUCGUCAUUUCUCUCGUCCUAAUAUGGAUUAGACGGUCUUUAUACAGUUAAGUCAGUGAAUUUUGAAUAUCGAAUGAUUAAAAAAAAAGGAAUGUGCGGUCAGAAAAUGUGUCUUUCCUUCUUGCUCGUGAUAUCUUUUCAUGUCAUGUAUGUAUACAUCCAAAGGUGAUUUGUUAACUCCCUUUAUUUUCAGUAGUCAUUAAUUUAUGUU
Molecule: messenger RNA, 3120 nt
Organism: Solanum dulcamara
Lineage: Eukaryota; Viridiplantae; Streptophyta; Magnoliopsida; Solanales; Solanaceae
Product: protein SCARECROW
Exons: 2
Coding region: 446-2941 (831 amino acids)
Biological process (GO): bundle sheath cell fate specification; radial pattern formation; gravitropism
Cellular component (GO): nucleus
Molecular function (GO): DNA-binding transcription factor activity; sequence-specific DNA binding
Source: RefSeq, a predicted model, not a curated record